AUGACUUAUGACCAGCGCACUCAGCCCAACACUGGUCACCACUCUCAAUAUGGAGGUGACGUGGUGGGAGCUCCGUACAUUCCAGCAACCUCUGUACCCUACAACAUGGUCCAGCAGGUGGUCCAACCGGUUCACCGCCCUCAUGAUGCUGUGAACAACGUUGAGCGCCCACCUGAGGCUACGGCUACCCAUGGUGACGAGAAUAGAGCGCCCGCAUCUACCGACACGUAUCACGUCAAAGCUCCAGAGCAGGAACAUCAGACAGGCAGCACCAUGGUGGCAGCCACGUCGUCGAAGAACAAACGUAAACGCAACGCGCUGCAGCCUAUUUCGAUUGACACCGCAAACAUGGCCAUCGACGAAAUCAUUGUCAUCGAUUCCCCGCAAUCCACGCCGGCGCCAAUGCAGAAGAAGAGGAAGCCAAACUCGAAAGCGAAGGCGAAGAAGAUGGUCAAGCGCGAGCAGAACGGCGACAGUAGUGAUUCGGAUUACGACAGUGAUGACUUCGACAUGUCGAAAGCAUCGGUCGGCGCAUCAGGCAAGCGCUGGUCCACUCCAGAGACCAAACAGCUUCUCGGGGCGGUCAUUGGGCCGGAUGCACUUUACUGGGAGACAUAUAAGAAGGGUGCCAAGCGCGCAUUCUCAAAGAUUUCGAAACGCAUCUUUCCAGACACUCGGAACCCUGCCUCGGUCAAGGCGCGAUUUGAGAGGCUGGUCAAGAUAUAUCGGCAGAUCAAACGGUUCGAGGAAUGGACUGGCAAUGGUAACGGCGACCCCGACACAAAAGUAUCGCUUGAAGAUCGACUCAAUAAAGCCAUAAAGUCGGGCAAGGUCGAAGGGAUUGCCACCCUUACCUCAGCUACUAUCACCGAAUUCAAGAUUAAGGGUUACUAUGAGAUUUUCGAUCAGCGGUUUGGUACCAAUCCCAACACUAAGCGGACUGGUGUUUAUCAUUCCGGCACUCUCUCCGACUUGGAAGGGUAUGAGCUGGACGAUGACAGUGUCCAAGACGACGACGACGACGAUACACUUUCAAGCGACGACGGUAACACUCCCAAGACCGUGCCAGAUGCUAAAGGACCUCGCACCCCAGCCCCGCUAUCUCGGAGCUCGUCAGCUUCGUCCAACCAGUCUCAGACCCAACGGGCGAAGCAAUACAAGCCAGGCGUUCCGGAAACUCCCCAUAGCAGUAAGAAGGCGGGCAAGUCAACCAUUGAUCCUAACGUUGCCGAAUACCUCAGCCGCACUGCAGCCCUAACGGAGUCGGCGUUGGAAGACAGCAAAGAGCGACUCGAAAUCUACAAACGCAAAGCUGCCUUGGAAGAAGAAGAGAAGCGGAUGAGCCUCUUACGGGCUAUCAUCAAAGAUCCCGAGAUGCCUGAAGCUACCCGCGCGAUUGCUCAGGAAGGUCUUCACAAAUUACUUCUUAAUUCCGUGUCAGGUGUCAUUAACGUCUAG
Messenger RNA from Coprinopsis cinerea okayama7#130, 1458 nucleotides. RefSeq lists its product as hypothetical. Lineage: Eukaryota; Fungi; Basidiomycota; Agaricomycetes; Agaricales; Psathyrellaceae. The record is from RefSeq and is a predicted model, not a curated record. The transcript is spliced from 3 exons. The coding region runs from base 1 to 1458 and encodes 485 amino acids.